Bombyx mori (domestic silkworm) is the source of this 2423-nucleotide messenger RNA. RefSeq lists its product as uncharacterized. The transcript has 3 exons. Lineage: Eukaryota; Metazoa; Arthropoda; Insecta; Lepidoptera; Bombycidae. The record is from RefSeq and is a predicted model, not a curated record. The coding region runs from base 582 to 2363 and encodes 593 amino acids.
CUUCCGAUCCACUAACGGUGCUUUUAGGUACUUCAAGCACCGGUCACCGUUCUCGUCGAACCCGUCGCUUGCGACGAAGGGCUCGACGAGUAAAUUAACUCUCAGACACAGCCCACUGAGUUUCUCGCCGGAUCUUCUCAGAGGGUCGCGUUUCCGAUCCGGUGGUAGAUUCUGCGAAGCACGGCUCUUGCUAGGGUUCGUGUUAGCAACAUCGUCAGGUUAGAGCCCCGUGAGCUCACCUACAAAAGUUAGGGUUACGCUGACAUAGCCUCUCAAGGCUAUCAGCUUAGGUAGGAAAAAAAAAAAAAAAAAAAAUUUGAAAUUACAUCACUCGCCAUGGCGUCCCCGCCCUAAAUGGUCGCGUUCGACGUUUUUUUCACAUACAGAGAGUGUACUCUUUACUUCUGCCCUCCGUACGAAGAUAGCUGGCCGAAAAAAGUUAAUUCUCAUAUCUUACAUAAACAAAUUAUUCUGUCAGAUAUUCGUAUUUGACAGACCUCAUUCAAAAUGUCACUACACUAUGCACUCGAUUAUUGGGAGAAUUUAUUUAAGAAAAAUUACAAAUUCGGUAAUCGGACGUUAUGAUAUUAUAUCAAAAUUUCGAAAUAAUCGUUAGCUUGCUAUUCUAUUUCGUUGUCAAAAUUGUUUGUUCAUUAAAAGGAUACAAAGUGAAAUCGAUGCAUUACAAACGUAAAGCCGCUCUAACCAGUAUUCCUGAGGAUCAAGAGAACGAAGACGAUAAUUUGCACAAAAAAUGGGUACCGAAAAAAAAACAUGAAGUUUUAAAAGCCAAAUACAAAUGCUUGAAGAAGCUAUUCCAAAUUUAUGACGCCAGCGUCAUCGGGAUCCUGCCUGAAGCUACACAAGAAGAAGAAACGAUCAGGAAAAAGAGAUCUUUUCGAACUAAAACCGACGCCUGCGCUGGCACAGCAGAGACGACAAACGGAGAUGAAUUAAUCGAGGCAGACAAGGAAUCUGUGGCCACAGCAGUGAUGAGAGAUCUAAAAAUGACCCAAUGCUCGCUGGUCAAUUUCGAUAGUAAAUCGACUAUUCCCAAAAUCGAUAAAUGCACGACUCGCUCCGUCGAUAAUAUCGUUCUAGAUAAAGAAUAUGUUCCGCAUACAGAAGAGCCACUGCGUGCUGUGCCUUAUUUGAUUCAAGAGCCACGGAAACCUACGCGCUUUCAGUGCUUCGUUCAAAGACUAUUCGGAAUUAGAAGCGACAAGCUAUACGCGAAUUACGUGACGCCCAGUGGCCAUAUCUACGCGGCGAGCGACAAUAAUAUUUCUCACAAUUACUACGAGAAGAGGCGGAGGAAAGGUUUUCAGUUUAGGAGAUUGAGACGACCAAAGAAGAUCCAGUCAGAUGGCGCAUUGAGGAGCGCUAGGGACCCGAUCAUAUUGAAUUUCGUGCAGUCUGUGCAGAGGAGUUGUCUGAUGGACACAACUGCGAGACAGUGUCCAAUAGUGGGAUGCAAGAUGAUGUUUUAUGGCAUAAUAAACUACAACGACCACCUAAACCUUUGCCACUUCGCCGAUCGUAAAUUCGUUUGUCAUUACUGUCACGAAGGCUUUGAGCGGGAACGCGACAAAUGCGUUCACGAGAAUGAGCACAUUGGCAUCACGAAACUGGGCGCGUCGAAGGACUGCCCGACGCCUGAAUCAUUGAAAAUCGCCAGCAACACCCAGACCGAUCCGAGUUUGACGCAAUGCGAUUUUCCAGACGAGAAACUGAAGAAGCUAGUUUCGUUUUUCGACAAAAUCAUCGAUCCCGAGAAAGUUUUGACGGACAUCGGGAAGGGUCGUUGCUCUGAAUGCAAUCUCGACUCCAAUCGUUCGAAAACGGUCACUUUGGACACGACCGCUGAUUGUUCGGAUGCGUCCGAUAAGAAAACCGUGAGCUGCGUCAAUCUGCCGCGACGAGGCGCUGGUCGUUGGUCGUCGUUGUCCAGCUCGGAGGCCACCUCCAAAAGCCCCUUUGGCGCGGGCGCCGCUUGUCAAAUUUGCGGCGAAAACUUUGACUGCCGUCGUCAAUUAAGCCUCCACGUGGACCUAGAGCAUCGGGUCCACGAUAAGUUUUCAAAGUUCCACAGUUGCGCAGGCAUAAUCAACUACAGGCCGAGAGUGAACCGCAUCGACGUCGUCUCUGAGGACGGGAAAAUUAACGUGCAGACUGUCAGCAAACGUCAGUCUUACGUCACUAGCGCUGACACGUCGCUGACGGCCGUCUCCGAAGCGUCCGAGGACUCUGUCAGCUGUGCGCCGUCUGCGAGUCUCGAUACUCGAGUGCUUGGUCAAAAGAAUUCACCGAGAAAAGGUCCCAAUUACAAAUGGACCCCGGAAAAUCAAAUCGUGCGUUCCUAGUUCGAUGUAGUGUGUCGUGAAGUGGCAUUUGUCUAUGUAUAUAUAUAAAACUUAAAUUCC